Solenopsis invicta (red fire ant) is the source of this 1594-nucleotide messenger RNA. RefSeq lists its product as uncharacterized. The transcript is spliced from 2 exons. The record is from RefSeq and is a predicted model, not a curated record. The coding region runs from base 1210 to 1560 and encodes 116 amino acids. Lineage: Eukaryota; Metazoa; Arthropoda; Insecta; Hymenoptera; Formicidae.
UUUUGAAAAAGUAGAACUUUUUUCAGUAUUUUUUAAAAAAGUGUUAUAUUUUGUACAAAAAUUUAGAGAAAAAUUUUCACCAUGGCUAAAUAAAAAAAAAACAUGUUAUAUAAUAUAUUCACUGAUUUCGCACAGAAAGAAUAAAUAUACGACAUUUUAUCCAUAAGAAUCUGUGAUGAUUGUUAAGAGAAAUAUAAAUUUCAGAUAAUUUACACAUUUUUUUGUCUCUUUUUCUCCAUAUUUGAGGUUGAGGAAUAGGAAAUUACGAUCUUGAACCGUUUGACGAUCAACGACAGCUAACAGCAGAGAGCAAAUUGACUUCUCGAAGACAAGUAGCGCUUUUUUUCAAAAUUUGUCGAUUUGUAGCUCCAAACGCGUCUGUGUCCGCUCGGAGGCAUGUCCGGCAGUCUCGAAAGAUUGUUUUUUAUAUCCAUUUCAUCGAAAUGCUCGAUACGCGUUCCACACGACAGCCACUGAUGUCGUUCGGACUGCUCGAUCGAUACUCGCCUUCGAUUCAUAACGCGGAACAGGCACGGAAAGUUAUUUCUACUCGAUUUUUGGCGAUAUUCGCACGGACCUGCACCAGAAACAUCCACGAAAUCGGCCAAUCAACGCUCAUACCGAUGGUAAUGUGGGAAAAAGUAAGCGAUGAAUUUUCAGUGGCUACAAUGAGGGUUGAUUAAAUCAAAAUUCAAUUUACUUUUUAUUUUUUAUAGAUAUAUUUUAUUAGUAUCAAAAGAACUGCUAACUUUUUAAAUUGUAUCUAAGAAAUUUACUGUUGAAUAAGUAGUUUUAAAAUUUAUAAUUUUGGCAAAAUUUAUUCGCACUUUUAUUUUAUUUUAGUUAUCAAAGUUUAUUAAAACAUAUUUCAAAUAUAUUCUGUAAAUCGACAGAUUGACAAGUAACCGUGAAGAUCAAGAACUCUAUCGAAUUUUCAAAAGCGAUUACGGUUAACUUCGUUUGUGACUAACGCGCCGCCGAUUUCGCAGAUGUCCAAGUAACCUUCCACGUAACAUCCACGAAAUAAUCAUGUUAUUAAGAUUCUGCGUUUUUUAAUAUCAGCGAAGCUCGGCCCGGAUAACGGGCGGAUAAAGUGUUUUCAAUAAACUGUUAUAUUAUCUGAAGUAUUCUUAAUUCUUCCUCAACGUUGCGUAUUUGGCGAAUUUUUGACAGCGCUCAAUAAUCCGAGACGUUCCGACCUAAGAAAUUAUGGUUUCUCGUCGUUCGAGAAAAAGAAAAAGCACGAUUUUCACGGAUCGUUCAAAACAAGAAAACUUUCACGAACACAGAACCAUCAAUUACUCGAAGAAUCGGCUGCACGAGCAUCCAUACGAGACGCGUUCGAAAAGUUGGAAAAGUAAGAUAGAAACGACGGAUCUGAUCAAAUCUCUCAUCCCAUCGAGACGGUCAUCACGCGACAGUAUUAUAUAUCUAGGCUCGUUUCAUAAAAGUCCACAGCUUAUAACGUUAGAAGAGGACAGUAACGGAAACUUCUUUGAAAAAUUUGUUCAACCGGAAGCAUGGCUCAACACCAGAAUCACAAGAAGUUGUUUGAAGUAACACAUAUAUUUGUAUUUGUUACAAACUCCAAUUG